This is a messenger RNA of Crotalus tigris (Tiger rattlesnake), 4404 nucleotides long. It is a transcript of the gene CDHR3, whose product is annotated as cadherin related family member 3. The record is from RefSeq and is a predicted model, not a curated record. The transcript is spliced from 20 exons. Gene Ontology annotation, cellular component: catenin complex; axon terminus; membrane. Bases 1431 to 4250 code for a protein of 939 amino acids. Gene Ontology annotation, biological process: homophilic cell-cell adhesion; cell morphogenesis; cell-cell junction assembly. Gene Ontology annotation, molecular function: calcium ion binding; cadherin binding. Lineage: Eukaryota; Metazoa; Chordata; Lepidosauria; Squamata; Viperidae.
GUGAUUCACUUGACAACUCUGGUGAGAAAGGUCGUAAAAUGGGACAAAACUCAAUGUUUCGCUUAACGACAGAAAUUUUGAGCUCAAUUGUGGCUGUAAGUCGAGGACUGUGUGUGUGAGCUGCCAACUCUCUCGCUGUUCAUUCUCUUCAGCCUAAAUAUGUGUGCUUUAAAAAAAAUAUCAUUUUCUUCUGCCUACUUGUACUGCUCUUGUGCAUAUCUGUAUUCUCCUUGCUAACCGAGACUUUCAGCGGCUAUAAAAUAAAUCUUUAUUCAAAGAUACGAUGUUCCCUGAGUGUCUUCACACAAACACUUCAGGAUCUAUGGAAGCUGAGCUUAGCUAGAGUCCGGGAGCGGUGCACCCUUUUUUCUUCCCCUCCUAGCAAAUCAAAACUUAAUCAUUGCCGUAUUAAAACUGGUUAAAAUGGCGCAGAGUCACUGCUCACCUUGCCUAUUACAGCCAUAGCUUUUCUAAUAAGUACGAACCGUUUAGGGAUUUUAGUUUUGCCUUCAGGCAUGGCAGCCUGGAGAGCGUUUACUUCCUCUAAAUUGGAUGCUGUUUUCUGCCUGUAGCUUUUCAACCGAUCCGGGAGGAAUUAUAGCAAAGGAACUGAAUGCAAACACUCGACCGGUCUUGACACCUGUCUUGUCUGCAAGGGGAUUUCAGAAACCCCCCCAAAUCCUGGGCGCGACUCAGCAAGAGAACCACAACAUCAAGAGAGUUAAUCAAACCUAGAUUCCCUCCAUUAAAUAUUAUUACAGUUAACCCACCCUAUCUUGAUCACGUAGCACCAAGAUUUACCACACUCCGAAUCAUUACUUUUAUUUAAUCCUGUUUAUAUCAAAUGUUUAUUUGUUUAUUGUGAACAGAUGCUUUUCUACUGCUCCAGUCGGCCAGCCGCUAAGCCUCCCCACAGCGGCAACGCAAGACACAAUAAAACGAUACGCGUACAAAUUGUAAUAUUUAAUCAUCACUAACUAUUAAAUCAUCAUAAAACCAUAGCCUCGUAUAUCAUCCGUCGGUAAUUCUAAAAAAGCUCUUUUAGCUGAGGCAUAUAUUAUCCUAGCCUGCAAAGCUACUUCGGCGUUUCUGUCUUACAAAUGUCAUUUUUGCUAUGUAUUAUUUAAGACUUCAAGGAGAAGUUAACUAAGAUAAUCAAACCUAGCCCUGUGUGUGUGUGUGUGUGUGUGUGUCCCUUCUACUCUGUGAGUUUCUUGAACUUCAUCUCAGAUUGCUAUCAUUAAACUACUCACGGAAAAGUAAAUAGGCUUCUGUUUUAGAAACUCCUUAGUUACUGCAAAAGUUUUGUUUGAUUGUCGUUCUCACUGCCUGAUAAGGGGAACACCUAUCAGUGGAACCACAACAAUCUGGAGGCAACAAUCAACGGAGCCACAACACUCUUGAGACAACAGUCUCAAAAUCUAUUUAUCAUGGAAGGUUGCUUUUUCAGAAAGACACCGAAUGAGAUCUAUCUUUGCUUCGUUGUUUUACUAGUAAAAAUAUCUGGGGGAGAAACCCUCAAUUUUUCUGAUUUACCUGCAACGGGCAACGUUGCAGAAAAUUCACCUUCUGGGACCCUGGUGCAUGCUUUUGGAGUCAACUUAACGCCACAUCUGUUGCCAGACAUUUCAAUACCGCCUGAGUAUCCUUUAAUCAUCAAUUCAAAUCCACUCACACAAGCUUUCCGGAUCAACCCCAUAUCUCCACUUCACUAUCAGGUGGUUACCACAGGAGACCCCGUUCUAGAUUAUGAAACCAUGCCCCAUGCCUUUGACCUGCAGAUCCUUGUUGCUGAUUCUGCAGGAGCCAUGGAGCUACAGGUUCUGACCGUCCAAGUGACCGAUGUGAAUGAACCUCCGGUGUUUCAAGGCAACUUGGCAAAUCAAACCGUCGUCAUCUACAUCUUGGAAAGGACACCACCCGGAGUUAUUUAUCAAGUUUACGCAGGGGAUCCGGAAAUGACAUCGCCUAGAAGAGUUGAGUUUUCCCUCAGUCCAGAUUCCACAUUCUUUUCCAUUUCUCCAACUGGGACCAUUUCUACUUUGAAGGAAUUUGAUUUUGAGAAAGAUCUACCGAGCUACACAUUAAAUGUUACCAUAACAGAUGACCUUGGGGUUAGCAUUAGGAGGAUCCUGAUGGUCAAUAUCAUAAAUGAGAAUGAUGAAUUUCCUUACUUCACCACGAAAGAGAAAGUUUUCAAGAUUCGUGAAGAAGCGGCACCGGGAACAUUUGUCGCUAAUAUAACAGCUAAGGAUCCCGAUGGCGAACAUUUUAUUCUUAGCCUUCGCUAUAGCAUGGGGGUUCCUGAAGGGAUCCCUAAAUUCUACAUCAACCCGAUGACAGGUAUGGUCUUGGUGUCUGCUCGGCUAGAUCGUGAUGCUUCCCCCCUCAGAACCCAUCCUAAUAUUUCUUUGACCAUCCGUGUUGAGGAUAGCCCUACCCAUGAGAGGACUGCUGAAAUGGAGAUUUUCGUAUUUGUCGAAGAUAUCAAUGACCUUCCACCCAAAUGCAGAGGAUACAAUCCCAGGGUGGUAAUUCCUGAAACGGCUUCCCCUGGAUUUGAAAUGAUCACUUUGAAGAAUUUUUGCAAAGAUGAAGAUGCUGAAUCGCCACACAAUUUGUUUAACUUCACUGAACUAUCUGGAGUUGGAAGUAAUAAAUUUACCCAGGAUCCUCCCCACUCCGGAAGAAUUAAGCUUAUAGGAAAUGUAGACUUGGAAAAUACAACAGAUGGAAGUGUGCAGAGACAAUAUAUUCUGAAUAUUGUCAUCCAGGAUGUUUCUGAGCCUUACUUUGCUGAACUAAUCUACAUUUACAUCAAAAUUCAGCCGGAAAAUGAGUUUGAUCCAGUCUUCAAUAGCUCUUUGUAUAUUUUUAAUGUCUCUGAAAUGACGUCACCAAAUUCCCCUAUAGGAGCAAUUCUAGCCACUGACAAGGAUUUGCCUCCUACUGGGAUUUCUUACUCCAUUUUGUCCGGGGAGAGUGGCGGGGGUGUCACAGACUUAUUCGUCAUCGAUCCCCAGUUGGGCAUUUUGAAGAACACAAAGAGAUUAGACUAUGAAGCAGAGCGAGUGCACACUCUCAAAGUGGAAGCUUCUGACAACGAUGGCGGUAUUGGAACUUCCUCCGUGAUAAUAAAUGUUCUUGAAGCAAAUGAUGAACCACCAAUAUGCACACCUGAUGGACAGUUGCUGGAAGUGCCAGUGGAUCUAAGCUUGGGCAUUAUUAAUAGUUUCAGCAUUACCUGCGUGGAUCGGGAUUCAAGUCCGAACUCAUUCCGAUACACUAUCACGUCAGGUAACGUGAAUAACCAUUUUGACUUCUCACCAAAGGCUGGUUCCAAUAUCUCGAGGUUAGUCCUGAUCAACCCAUUUGAUUAUAAGUCAGGAAUGGACACAGUUUGGGAAUAUCGGCUGUUGGUUUCAAUAACAGAUGAUAAUCUGUUAACAAGUUCUGAAAGAACGUCAGUCCAUGUUCAAAACAGCACAGUCAAAUUAACCGUUCGAGUUAUUCCAGAUCCAACUACUGUGAUUCCGACAACCCCUGGUGUUACCAUUGUGACCAGCAAAGAAAACGUGUAUGCUGUGUCGGCUUGGUAUGUGCCAUUCUUCAUACUCCUUGGCAGUUUAUUGUUGCUCGGAUUGCUUGGAUAUCUAACCGUUUUGCUGGCAAAAUACCUCCGUUCCUGUUGCCCACCAAGACCCAAAGCGGACACAAAACCACUGUUGCACAUGCCAGAAAAGAAGAAAGCAAAGAAAGAAGUGAUAUGGGAAAUGACCAACUUAAAUCCUGUCUUUGAUGGGGAAGCCAUAGACCCAGUCACCGGCAAACUGUAUGAAUACAACUCAAAAUCUGGGGCACGAAGAUGGAAAGACACCAAUGUGCUUUCCAAGGCUGAAGGGAAGGACUCCGUUGUGCAAAUAACAACUCCCCCUGAGAGCGGAGAAGGCAAUCUGUCUAAAGCAGAGGCUACCACUACUAGUGGCGGGGAAGGGAAUCUCAAACAGAAGCCGAGAUCUCCAAAAAGUGGUGAAAAGGAUCUACCCAAAGCAGAGGCUGAAUCUGGGGGUAGUCAAGGAGAUCUUAAGCAGAAGACACCUCCAAGGAAUGGUCAGACGGCAAAUGGCAACCUAAAAUUGCAGAAGGGAAAGGAAGAGCCUCUGAGCAACCAAUCACCUUCCUCCACUCCCCCACGCAAGUCUCCCAUCCCCUCUCCCAAAAUAUAUCCAAAAUACCAAAAUCAGUCUUAAAAACAAGGAACGGGCUUAAUAUGUCUUUAACCCAGAGAAUAGAAUGGAAUGGAAUGGAAUGGAAUGGAAUGGAAUAGAAUAGAAUAGAAUAGAAUAGAAUAGAAUAGAAUAGAGCUGGAAGGGACCUUGGAGGUCAUCUAGUCCAACCCCCUGC